UUCACAGCAAUCAGAGCAACCAAACAAAAACCAAAGGAUAACACCCAACUGCCUUCUAAGGAGUAUAACCAGUUUUAAACUUAAAAGAACAAUAUGGAUCUUAAGCAAUUGUACUCGUGGGUCUGCCUGCUGAUCAGCAUCAUCAUCUGCAAAGUGUCCGAAGCCAAGCCCACCUAUUAUGACCUGGAUAGCUACGAGACUUACGAUACCGAUCGCUACGACACAGACAGUGGCUCUUCGUAUGCUCUGACCUAUGGGAAGCCCCUAACGGAUAAUCGCCUCAAGAAGCUGAACCCGGGCUACUACUAUGUCGACGAUGGAUACAUCGCCCCGGUGGCCGGUAGCGUCGGCUACACCCGCCGUGAAGAUGGUAAUUCAGAAAGCGGUGCCCUGCCCCACAAUGUGAAGUUCAGUCCCAUUGUACGAGUGCGUCAGACCAAGACCAAGCGCAAGAAGCUGUUCGUGCCCAACUUCUUCGGCUAGAGGAGCUCUAUCUGGUCCUCCUGCCGGGACUGAGAGUACAGACUGAGGAUGAUUAGAGUAGACUUAGUUGUAGGAUUAGUCGCGUGGCUCCCACACCAAAAAGUACCUUAUACUUAUACUGUUAUCUAUUUUAGUCGCGGCCAAAUUUAUGACCAAAUUAUAUUUAUAUAUAGCAAAACAUACUAAAUAAAUAUACCCAAA
Molecule: messenger RNA, 684 nt
Organism: Drosophila eugracilis
Lineage: Eukaryota; Metazoa; Arthropoda; Insecta; Diptera; Drosophilidae
Exons: 2
Coding region: 94-483 (129 amino acids)
Source: RefSeq, a predicted model, not a curated record